CCAACCUCUAGCCCUUGCUUUAUAUGAACACACACCAUUCUUCACUUUGGUUUCAUUGCCACCAUUGUACGCUAAUUCUGGCAUUGGAGAGAUGAGUGGGAAAAUGGGAAGAAGAAUGAGUUGUUUCUCUUGUUGUGGAGAGGAAGUGCAGCACCGUGCUGGUUCCCUUAAGGAGAGUGCUUAUGACAUUGGCGGCAAUGAAAAUAAUAGCAAUGGGAAAUCAUUGAGGUCUUUGGCCAAUAAUUUGUCGGCCAAAACAGGUAGUGGCAAGCAGAAAAUAGCUGAAGAGAUUCAAAAAGUUGGAAAAGCUAAAGUUUCAGCUCAUAUUUUCACAUUUAGAGAACUAGCUGUUGCUACAGACAACUUCAAUCCUGAUUGUCUGAUAGGAGAAGGGGGAUUUGGCAGGGUCUACAAAGGGUACAUAGAGAACAUUGACAAAAUUGUGGCCGUGAAGCAGCUCGAUAGGAAUGGAAAGCAAGGAAGCAGAGAAUUCUUCUCGGAGGUUCUAAUGUUAAGUCUGGUUAACCAUCCGAAUCUUGUGAAUCUGAUCGGCUAUUGUGCGGAUGGGGAUCAAAGGAUUUUAGUUUAUGAAUACAUGGCUAAUGGGUCUUUGGAAAAUCAUCUUCUUGAUGUACCUCCAGGUAAGGAGCCAUUGGAUUGGAAUACCAGGAUGAAAGUAGCUGAAGGAGCUGCGAAAGGGCUAGAAUACCUACAUGAUUUUGCCGAUCCGCCCAUAAUUUAUCGUGAUUUUAAAGCGUCAAACAUAUUACUAGAUGAGAACUUCAAUCCCAAACUGUCUGAUUUUGGACUUGCUAAGUUAGGACCUACCGGAGGGAAGGACCAUGUAUCGACCAGGGUCAUGGGGACAUAUGGCUAUUGUGCUCCGGAGUAUGCAAUGACAGGCAAGCUCACAACAAAAUCUGAUAUUUACAGUUUCGGCGUAGUGUUUCUGGAGCUCAUCUCGGGGAGGAGAGCUAUUGAUAUUGAAAGGCCGGAAGAAGAACAGAAUCUGGUUGCUUGGGUAGAGCCAUUACUUAAGGAUAGGCAGAAGUUCAAGAUGAUUGCGGAUCCACUGCUCCAAGAGAACUACCCUGUAAAGGCUCUUUACCAAGCUCUUGCAGUUGCAGCAAUGUGUCUUCAGGAGGAUGCUGAUAGCCGGCCAUUGAUCGGUGAUGUUGUAACUGCGGUUGAGUUUCUUGCUAAGCAAAAGGACAACGAAAAAAUUGCUGCAGAAUCACAAAAUAAGCAAUGGCUUGCAUGUUAAUUCCGUGAGAGAAGGAAGUUUCAAAAGAGACUGUGACUUGUAGCCACCGUAGCCGGGGUGAACGACCUUGAAGAUUAAAGAAAUUGCACAACUGAACCAAUUAAAAUCGGAACGUAAUCGUCGUCGAGAUACAUAUAGAUAUAUUUAAAUUUUUUAAAGUUGGAGAGUAUAUUUGGAUGAUCACAUCGCUGUAUUAUUGUUCGAAUAUGUCUUAGAGAUGAGUGUACAAGGAAAAGUAAAAACUAAGGGGCUGCUUGUUUACUUCAGAAUGAUUAAGCGUUGAAUGAUUCAAAUGUUGAAUGAUUCAUAGGCUUUAGAUGAAUUAGCUCUUAAUAUGACAUGCUGUUUGUUUACUGGCUCUGAAUCAUUUAGAAUGUACUUCUGUGCUGAAUCAUUCAGUACUGUU
Molecule: messenger RNA, 1670 nt
Organism: Hibiscus syriacus
Lineage: Eukaryota; Viridiplantae; Streptophyta; Magnoliopsida; Malvales; Malvaceae
Product: probable serine/threonine-protein kinase PBL23
Exons: 5
Coding region: 92-1264 (390 amino acids)
Biological process (GO): protein phosphorylation
Molecular function (GO): ATP binding; protein kinase activity
Source: RefSeq, a predicted model, not a curated record